AGAAGAUUUUUUCGUUUGAAAGUGUGUUCAAAAUGGAUAUUUUAAAGCAGGAAAUCAUGCGCAAGAAACGACAGCUGGAGGAGGCGAAUGUCCUGUCAGCUGAUCGAAAAUACUUCAAACGAGGAGAAUUGCAUGAACACGCUGCGGAAACUUCGCCGGAUAAAUCUGCAACGCGGGAAGAAUUGAGAAGCAACAAGACGAGCGCGAAAGGAAGCGUCGAGGAAGAUUUUCCGAUCUUGCCGAGAAAAGAAGUGGUUAGGAGACUGAGGGAACGAAGCGAACCCGCGCUUUUGUUUGGCGAAUCACACGAGGUCGCCUUUCGCCGUCUGAGGGAGCUGGAGAUUCUCAUGCCUGAAGAAAACAAGGGUUUCAGAAACGAUUUCCAAGCCGCUAUGGAGCGAGUGGAUCAGACGUACCUCGAGGAGUUGGUGAAGAAUCAAGGAGCAUCGGAUGGUACGAAGAACUGUCCACAUGAUGUGCACAUUGUCCCUGCAGGCAGUGAGGGUGACGAUAUUCUUACCCUUGACGAGAUCAUCGAAAAGUCAAAGGAAAUGGCCAAGGGAAACAACGACUACGAUUCAGGCAUUGUUUUGUCGUACCUAAAGUUCCUGCUGAGGCGAUGGGGAGACGACUUGAACAGCCGCAGCAUGGCUGAGAAAAUGAGCGUCAAAGGAAAAAUGGCCUCUGCUACGUAUUCGCAAACACAAUCGUAUCUCAAAUCCCUGUUCCGUCAGCUGAGGAAACGCAAACUGCCCGAAGAUCUUCUCGACAGUGUUGUCGAAAUCGUCCUUUGUUUACUCGAACGAGAUUACCUGAAGGCGAACGACGCGUAUUUGCAAAUGGCGAUCGGGAACGCGCCUUGGCCUAUUGGCGUGACCAUGGUGGGAAUUCACGCCCGAACCGGGCGAGAGAAAAUCUUUUCGAAGAAUGUGGCACACGUGUUGAACGAUGAAACGCAGCGGAAAUACAUACAGGGACUCAAGAGACUGAUGACCAAAUGCCAACAGUUUUAUCCCACGGUUCCCUCGAAAUCCGUCGAUUAUCCGAGAUAUGUGAAAGGAAAUCCGCAGCUGAGGGUUUUUUUGCCGAAUUUCUGGAUGAAGUUGGUCAAGCCCGAAGACCCGAUGCCGAAGAACAUCGUGACUUUCAUAGUUUCGACGGAAAUGACGCGGUUUGACGUCAAAAACUAUUUGACUAAAAUCUACAAGGUUCCUGUGGCCAACGUUGCUUUGCAUAAUCACAUUGGCAAAACCAGGUUGAUUGAGAAGGGGUUUGUGGUGAAAGAUGACGAUUACAAAGUUGCUUAUGUUACUCUGCCAAAGAACGAGUGGUUCGAAUUUCCUGAUCUUUUCCCCGAGGAUGUGGAUAAAGAGGAAAUGAAGCCGCUUGAAGAUAUGAAGCAACACCAGAAAGAAAUGACCGACAAGAGGAACAAACGGUGGGAUCGCAAGACAAUACCGGAUUGGUUUUCCUGUUGAUGAACCUGCUUUGCAGACCGUUGCGCUGUGAUGAAUUUACCGCGUGUUCUUACUUUAGACAUUGAAAUCGGCUUUCAAGGGAGUGAAGUAAGGUGAAGAUUCUGUAUAAGUUCUCGUGAAUUUGAGCAAGUAUCCAAGCGCGAGUUCUACGCAUCCCUUGCUGUUGAAUUUGGUUUUUCUUUUUCAAGAAAACCUGUGAAAGUGAAAUGUAGCAGUUCUGAAGAAAAAACACAA
Molecule: messenger RNA, 1712 nt
Organism: Notodromas monacha
Lineage: Eukaryota; Metazoa; Arthropoda; Ostracoda; Podocopida; Cyprididae
Source: the annotation of a GenBank genome assembly